GAGUAUGGAAUGGAAGCUUAGCAGCUGAUCGGUGUCCAUGGUGUUGCGGUGUCGGUUGUCGGUAAAAGAGAGCGAAACUGAUGCGCUGUUGCAGCAACUUGUGAUGGUGUUCGCUGUUUAGGGUUUAGGGCUGGCAGCAAACGGGUGUGAGCUGUACUUGUGACUUGCAGCUUGCACCGCUCGUCAGUGCUCAUCACAAUGGCGGAACGGAAGAAAGAAGAUGAAGAAGAGCAUCACCAACCUCGCGUGGUUCGCGAGAAAACCCGAAAUAGAUGCAAAUCCGAAAUAACAUCCCACAUUCCACUUGCUCACCAAGACCUGAUUCAUGAGAUAAAUUCAUCAGAAACAAUGGCAUGGCGUAACGCACAACAUAGUGAGACAAAAUACAAGCAGGUUAUGGCUGACCUACACAAGCAGACGAUUUGCAAAAUUAAAGCACGGAACAAAGAAGGAAUGGAGGGUGGGAUGGUAGAAUUUCCUGUGAGUCAAUAUUGGACUGCGCAAGAGGAAAAGCAAUACGCAACCUCAGAUGAAUCAUCAACUGAAGAAGAAUUACCAUGUCGUGCAGUUAGGCCCAAACGCAGACACAUGUCAGAACAGUUAGAUAAUAUCAGCACCUCUGGCAACAGCACCACUGCCAAUAUCUCUCAUCCUCAACUGAAGUCCACAUCAAAUUCUCGCUUUGGUGGGCCUCAAGUGUUACCAACCGAGGUUACUCCCCAGCUCAACCCUCCCAUCGUCAGUAUUGAGUCACUGUACUCACCUCUUCCCAUAAAGGCAGAAAAUUCUAUUCGUACACUGCCAGUUCCUACAAAUCCACACUCUCAAAGUGGAAAACCUAAUGCUUAUGAGCUCUAUGCACUUGGGGGUGGGAUUAGUCGACCAAUGUUACAUAUUGAGCCUCGCCCGCCGUUAAUGUACCAUGCACUCCCAAACCAUUGGGCUCCCCCACCAAGCAACAGCUUUGAGACAUCUGAAAUGCACCAUAUGAUUCCCUCUCUCAUACCACGUCAAGUUCCUUGGUCAGUGCUACCCAGCACAUCCUCAGGGUGUCCUCGCAAUGGAGCACACAGACGCCUAUCAGAAGAGAGAAUCAUAGACAGGAUCAACCUGGCGGUUGAUAGUCGUCUAAGAACUCCCCCAAAAGAAACUAUAGUUAUUACUGAUGAUGAAGAAUUGGAGCUAGCUCCUGUAAGACGGAAGGGAGUGACUGAGCGGAUAGGAAAUUUGUGCAUGUGCAAUGCAAUCUACAUCGACUUUGAGAUUGAAGAUGGAGAAGGCUGGGAGAUGCCACCCAUUUGCGAGUGUAUCACAGAACCAUGUCACAUUGUUUUCGGGGAGACUAAAAUGCCACCAGAACUCGCAGUGAAAAUUAUGGAUUUAAGUAACAGAUCUGUGAAAGAGAUAGUUGAGAAAUUAAAGUCAUAUGGGGAGAUAAACAUAUCGUCAGGAUGUAAAACCCGGCUGCUACUCCAACUCAAACAGCUCCUCAUUGAGCAGGCAAACCUGGAAGGCAACAAUCGCACAGCCAAUGCUUCGCAUUCAGGAGAAGAAAUAGCUGGUCCAAGCAACAUACAUCCAAGUGAGCCCUCUGCUAGCUGCACACCAUGGUCUUCACGCUUAAAUGCGACACAAGAAAGCACUGGCGCUAGUUCCAGGUCUCGUAGCUUUUCAAGCAUGAUAGGGAGAUUGUUGAAAGACACAAAUACAAACAGAGAAUAUCAAAACCCCUCAAAGCGUAUCAAAUUCACCUUUGAGGAGAGUGAUGAGUCUGAUACAGAUAGCAGUGAAGAUUCAAGUCAUGCUCCUCUCAGGCAAACUCUGAAUCACAACCUGCCACCAUCUAACAUUGUCCGGAAUCGACUAUACCCGGAAGACGAUAAAUUUCAAGAAACACGUCCUGUUAGAGCGACUAACCCGCCACCCCAAGCUGAAAAUCUCUCAUUGAGAGAAUUUUUCAUGUCUCCAGAUGUAUAUCAGAUGCGCCCAGAGAGAGUGUCACACCCACGACCUCCAAAUACGAUACUUAGUGCGUCACAUUAUUUUCAGCAGCCCCACAGAGUAACGCAGGUUGCCAACAACUUGAGCCAGGCUCAACUACGUUUUAAUACUUGUGAACAGGCGGUGCAACUGCUUGAAAGAAACGGUGAAGAUCCCAGGAAAAUCAAAAUGGCAAAAGAUGGUUGCAUAAAUGCAAGAGAGGCUCUUGCUUUGUGUCGCAGACAGUAUGAUACAGCAAAGCAUUCAGCGGACUUUGCCGGAACAUCUCAUGGCUUGAAUUUGUCUCAAACUCUCACCCAACCACCACCCGCUAAAUGUGCCUCUUCUUCAGUGGCCCAAUCAGCAGUUGUGUCCACGUCAUCCGAGUCUACCAAACCCUCUGCUGCGCCAUCCACUGAGUCUUCGGAGGUUGUUGUGCCCAAGGCGGGUUGCUCAACAGAGAAAGAUAAGGAGGAAAAUGACUUAGACUGCUGCAUUUGCCUGGAUGAGCGGAGGUCCAUCGCGUUCAUACCCUGCAAACACAUGGUCUGCUGUGCAACGUGCUCUAAUAGUGUUACCAACUGCCCUGUCUGCAGAAACAAGAUCUCGGAGCGCAUAACUAUUUACCUCUCCUAGCUGCCCCACAUCUUUCUGCCAUGUAGGUAUUGCUUGCCUUUUGUUUACAUGUAAUGUUUCUUUUUAGUAUCAAAAUUUCAUAAAUCAAUUGGCACCACCAAUAAAUGAUCUCUGGUCAGCAAAACUAACUUUGGAUAUAUCUGUGCCACACCAUGUAACCAGAUACAAACACAAUCAAAUUGGCAAGACGCAUCAAUAAAGCAGGUUUUUCUGCUAGAGGA
Molecule: messenger RNA, 2837 nt
Organism: Cloeon dipterum
Lineage: Eukaryota; Metazoa; Arthropoda; Insecta; Ephemeroptera; Baetidae
Exons: 9
Coding region: 199-2616 (805 amino acids)
Biological process (GO): protein ubiquitination
Molecular function (GO): ubiquitin-protein transferase activity
Source: RefSeq, a predicted model, not a curated record